Molecule: messenger RNA, 471 nt
Organism: Penaeus indicus
Lineage: Eukaryota; Metazoa; Arthropoda; Malacostraca; Decapoda; Penaeidae
Product: cuticle protein 21-like
Exons: 1
Coding region: 1-471 (156 amino acids)
Cellular component (GO): extracellular matrix
Source: RefSeq, a predicted model, not a curated record
AUGGCGUCUGAAUUACUUAUUAUCAUUAUCUUUUUCCAUCUUCAGAUCGCCGUCGUCCUGUUCGUGGCUCUCGCUGCCCCCUUGUGCCUGGCAGCCCCCCAGGGGUACAACUACGCUACUCCCGCUCCUGCCCCUGCCACUGCCCCUGCCCCCGGCCCCGCCCCUGCCCCUGCCCCUGCCCCCGCCCCUGCCCCCGCACCCUACAACUACGCGUACAGCGUGGGCGCCGUGGACGGCCUGGGCCAGCCCGUCCAGUUCGGCCACCAGGAAGGGCGCGAGGGCGCCACGACCGCCGGCAGGUACUUCGUGCUGCUGCCGGACGGCCGCCUCAUGACCGUCGACUACUACGCCGACCAGACGGGCUUCCACCCCACCUACUUCUUCCAGGCCGCCCUCCCCGCGGCCUCCGCCGGGGGCCAGGCCACCCUCGCCGCCCCCUCCGGCCUCUACGCCGCCCCCGGGGGCAGGUAG